Truncatella angustata is the source of this 1170-nucleotide messenger RNA. RefSeq names its product CRAL-TRIO domain-containing protein. The coding region runs from base 1 to 1170 and encodes 389 amino acids. The record is from RefSeq and is a predicted model, not a curated record. Gene Ontology annotation, cellular component: cortical endoplasmic reticulum; cytosol; plasma membrane. NCBI's taxonomy places the organism in Eukaryota, Fungi, Ascomycota, Sordariomycetes, Amphisphaeriales, Sporocadaceae. Gene Ontology annotation, biological process: Golgi to plasma membrane protein transport; regulation of exocytosis. The transcript has 2 exons. Gene Ontology annotation, molecular function: phosphatidylinositol transfer activity.
AUGGCUGACGUAGAAGGUGUUGCGCCGGCAAAAGCCGCUGACACGCUUACUGACAGCCAAAAGCCAGCGGAAACUACAGCUCCGGUAGCGCCUGAGACGACUGAGACGAUUGAGACGACUGAGUCUGCUGCCCCCGUCGGUACUGGGAAAGCUGCCGAGCCAACCACUAGUGCAGCAGCAAUCCCAGAAGAGGCACCCGAAAGCACGCCUCAAGCUCAAGCUGCCGACAAGGCCGACACUGAGCCCGCAGUCGCUCCUGAGAAGCCCGAUGAAAAGCCCGAUGAAAAGCCCGAUGAAAAGCCCGAUGAAAAGCCCGAUGGAAAGCCCGAAGCCGCCGCAAGCGAGCCUCGGACCGUCCCUGCCGGUACUCCGCUGGAGCAGCUGUGGGCCAUCGCCCAAACCAACGGCCACCCGGAAGUCUGGGGCGUGACUCUGGCGGACCCCGAGACACAUGUGCCGUCGCAAAUCGUCUUCCAGAAAUAUCUCAAUGCCAAUGAUGGCGACCUCAACAAGGCCAAAGAGCAGCUGAUCAAGACGCUGGAAUGGCGCGCCAAGUGGAAGCCUCUCGACUCUCUGUCUAAGACUUUCAGCAAGGAGAAGUUCGCCGGGCUGGGCUAUGUCACUUCUUAUGGUGGUCCGACUCCGGAAACCAAGGAGGUCUUCACCUGGAAUAUCUACGGCAUUGUAAAGAACAUGGAGUCUACCUUUGGUAACGUGGACGAGUUCAUCGCAUGGCGCGCUGCACUGAUGGAGCUGGCCCUCCAGGAAUUGUCACUUUCAACCGCCACAAAGCCCAUCACCGCUACCGAGGAUCCUUACAAGAUCUACCAGGUGCACGACUACAAGUCUCUGAGCUUCUUCCGCCAGAACUCGGCAGUCAAGGCGGCCUCGAAGGAAACGAUCCAGGUGUUCGGGUUGACAUACCCAGAGCUCCUGCGGGAGAAGUUCUUCGUGAACGUACCCGCCAUCAUGGGCUUCAUGUACGGUGUGAUGAAGCUUUUCGUUGCGCCCAAGACCAUCAAGAAGUUCCACCCCAUGAGCAACGGCGGGGCACUGGCUUCGGAAUUCGGCGAGAGCAAGGUCAAGAAGCUUGGCGAUGCGCUGCCAAAGGCCUACGGUGGUCACGGCGAAGACCUGCAGAUCCAGGGCAAAACUACCACGUUGGAAUAA